Molecule: messenger RNA, 3133 nt
Organism: Podarcis lilfordi (Lilford's wall lizard)
Lineage: Eukaryota; Metazoa; Chordata; Lepidosauria; Squamata; Lacertidae
Source: the annotation of a GenBank genome assembly
AUGUUACUGUUGGAUUGCAACACAGAGGUAAUGCUUGGAAAGCCUUUGUUUUUAAUGUGUUUUUAGAUUUCUAGAUGUUAACAUUGCCGGUUAAACUCACAGACAUUUAAGAUCAAUGAGAAGUCACACUUCUACAACGCAGCAAAUGCUUCAUCAUUUUCAUCAUAAUUUAUUGGGAACCUUGGUUUUUGCUACUGAGGGGGGUGGUAAAUCACACCUAGGAACAAUAAAUGUUUCAAACAUUUAUCUGACUUGUAGGCUGAUGGGCAGAGCCACCUUCUGGAAGCUGGGACUGAAGUGAAUUUAGCUGCUGAUGGAUUUUGUCAGUCCCCAGCUCAUCUGGCUGCUUGUGGAGGACAUGCUUUCUUCCUACUUUGGCAACAGCAGACAGGAGCCAAUCUGAACCAACAGGUAUAAGUUAUGUUUUCUAUUUUUCAGGAAGGCAGUCCGGUUCCAACAGACCUCAUCCUCUUAAACAAUAGCUGUCCAUUCUAGUGUAACACUUAACACUACGAACAAGGUUGAUGCAAAGCUAGAUAUGCUAGAAUAGUUUUGAUAGUACUUCGGUUUAGCAUAUACUAGGUGCCAUUGUAUAGCAAAAUGUAAAAAAUCACUAUUUGGGGAGAGAGUAAGUUUGGUUACAAUGCACAUAUUUUCCCAGUGGGGCCCAAUCCAGAGAACUGUGGGCUGUACGUCUAAUUCUGUUGCAGGAGUUGGUCUUGGUUUGUGAAUUGUGCCCUUAAAGAUAAGGAUUUUUGGAUUGGAGAUUGUGGCAAUUUUAAGUAGUACAGCACUACGCUAGAGAUCCCCACCACUUUUAUAGUAACUGAUUACACCAUUAUGUAUGGCUGUGCUUACAAAAGGAAACCUCUCUGUUUAUUCAGGACUGGCUUGGGGAAGCUCCAAUUCACAAGGCAGCUAAAGUUGGGAGUUUGGAGUGUCUCACUUUGCUGGUUGCCAGUCAUGCUGACAUUGAGUAAGUGUACAAAUUCAAUUACUAAUCACAUAAUGUAUCCAAACAAAGCUAUGGCGUUUAUAUUGAGGAAAUGUGAAUGGAGAUUUGAAUAUGAAUCCUAAAGUUAGCAACAACAACAAAAAUAUAACUGAUCUCUUUAGUUUUGGGAAACAAUGCAAGGAGAGGGGAAUUAUUACAGUGGAGUUAUUUUGAUUAAUUAAAAUAUGCUGUACAAGUUCGAAUUGCAGUUUAAUUUAUGAAUAAUCACUUGCAUACAACUUUUACAAUGGCCUUUGAGGCAAGUUUGGUAAAGGAUGGAACUUUAGGUCCAAAUAUACUUUAGUUAGAUAUACUUAAGUCUUACUGAAAUCAAGGGGGCUUAAAAUUAGCUAUGCCUAAAUUGUCAUGUUGAUUUCAACAUAACAAUCAUGACCUUUAGUUAGAUCAGAGCCAUGUAGCUCUAUCUUACACAUUUAGCCAGAAGUAGGUCCUAUUGGAUUCAAUGUAAUUUACUCCCCCAAAACAAUGCACAGGAUUCCCAACUAAACUCAUUGAGACCCACUUUUGGGUAUUUACGGAAUUGCACCGUUAAAAGUGUUUUUUAAAUUCAUAAUAGUUCACUUAACGCUUGUUAUUUUGCAUUACUUUAUCAAUAAUAAUAAUCAUCAUCAUUCAGUCAAAUGUAUUUAUUUUGUUUUAAUUCUCUUUUCUUAGCUUGUGCAAUAAGAAUGGUGAAACAGCAGAAGACCUUGCAUGGGCUUUUGGAUUUUUGGACUGUGCACAGUUCCUCAGGAAAAUGAAACACAUUCAAAACAGGAAAGCAAUAACACAGCUUAGUUACUCUCUGCAUGAUGACAGCUUGCUUAAAGACACAGAGGCAAGACAGAAACGAGCAUAUGAAAGCAAGAGAUCCAUAAGCGAGAAGAGGAGGAGAUCAAAUGGUAUGGCACUAAGCUUUCACUAGACAACAGAUACACGGCAGCUUCUUCAAAGCACAAUGUUUUAUCUGACGCAACUUCUAUCUGAUAAAAGAUGUAUCAAACAGGCACAGUGAAAAUUGACAUAUUCAUUUGUAUAGUAGGCUAGCUUACACACCCACACCCACACCCACCUAACCUGGCAAGCAAGAAACCAGAAUUCAAGGGCAUGUUCCAGCCAUGCAAAACCACUCAAGUGGGGGGUGGAGAUGAAGCACAGCUGGUGUGAUGUGUGGCCUGGAGAGAGCCCCAGGACCAGACAGGAAGGCCUGGAAAGCCACAUUUGACCCCUGAGCCCAAGGUUUCUCACCCACCCCUGCCCUAGGACACUUCAAUCACAGUAGUGCAAGUACAAAAUAUAUUUCAGAUACUGUUAGUUAUGCAACCUAAUCCUGAACAGGCUUACUCAGAAGCAAGCCCACUCGAUUUUAGUGGAAAUUCCUAGUAAGAGUGUUUAGUAUUACUGUCCCAGUCUAGGAACCCUAUCCGUCCUCCUUAAACAGCACCCAUUUAAUAUUACCUCCUCCAAUGUGAGGAAUACAGAUUGCACACUUAUAUAACAUUAUAUAGAGUGUCAUUUCCUCACCACACAGCAAUAUGCACUUAGAAUUAAGGAGAAGGGCUCCUUCCAGGACAGGUAACAGGUAUUUCACGUAUCUGCCUAGGCCUUCUCAACUCUCUUUUAAAGGCUACUGCAGCCUCUCUUGACAUUUUGAGAACACAGCCCCAAACAAUUUAAAAAAAUGUUUACAGUUCAUAGCCAUAUUAUUGCGCUCUUAUGCUGGUACUGUAUACCUGGUCAUCUCCACUCAUUUUAAUUGGAUGAUUUGUUCUGUGUGUUCAGGUAUUGCUUUUUUUUUGUUUUGUUAAAGUUCUGAAGGGAUUUUUUUUAAUUUAAAAAUUCUCUAUGGUCAUUAUGUUGACUGCUUAUGUAAGUUGGAAAACUGACACAAAAUGUUCUAAACAGAAAAGAAAGCUGUAACAACCCUGUCAUGGUGAAUCUGUAUGCAAGGGGUAGGGGGAGAGCACCUACGCUGCCAAAGGCAGUGGGAAUAAGCAACUACCUCCCACAAAACUGAUUUCUAAGACUGAGAUAUGCCAAGCUGAAACCGAGUGCUAUGUAUAGGUUAGCAAAUGUUUAAUUCAGAUGCACGAUUUAUAUAUGAAAUACAAAUCUUCUCUUUGCAUUUAAAUAGAAUAA